CGCGCUGGAGGUGUCGAGUGGGGAGGGGGGGGGGGCAGACAGACACUCGGGGCCUAGUCGGCAACAUCGAUUCAUGGGAGGAAGCCGCGCCGCUAAACAGCCGUUUUUGGUUUCCCUAAAACAGCUCCGGCCCGGGCCGCAGUCCGCGGUCUCGAGUUUGACAUCGGGCUGACGACGCGGAGGCUCGACGGUGUGCGGCCGCCAGUGACUCCCGGGGAGCCCCCCACGCCGCAGACAGCAGCAUCAUGGGAGACAGUCGAGAUUCACGGAGUCCAGACAGUUCGUCGGUGUCGUCCCCUUCGUCAGGCCAGCGCUCGCCACCUAUAGUGCCGGCGGCGGCCUCCAUGACCUCCCUGCCUCCCGUCUCCAGCGCCGGCGUCAACAGCCCCAUCAGUAGCAUCGGUUCCCCUUUUUCGGUCAUCAGCUCCUCGCUGGGCUCCCCCUGCCUGCCAGGGACACCGUCGGUCGGCUACGGUCCCAUUAGUAGUCCGCAAAUCAACUCCACAGUUUCCAUGUCUGGACUUCACACGGUGAGCAGCUCAGAUGAUGUCAAACCUCCGAUAGGCCUAAAGCUCUCGGCGCACAGCCCGGGCCCGAUGCUUUCGCAGAAACGUCUUUGUUCCAUCUGUGGCGACCGAUCCUCUGGAAAGCACUAUGGCGUGUACAGCUGCGAGGGCUGCAAAGGCUUCUUCAAGCGGACGGUGCGCAAAGACCUGACCUACACCUGUCGGGACAACAAGGACUGCAUGGUCGACAAGAGGCAGAGGAACCGCUGCCAAUACUGCCGCUACCAGAAGUGCCUGGCCAUGGGCAUGAAGAGAGAAGCUGUUCAAGAAGAGCGCCAGAGGAACAAGGAGCGCGAGGGCGAGGUGGAGUCCACCAGCGUGGUCAACGAGGACAUGCCAGUGGAGAAGAUUUUGGAGGCAGAGAUGGCCGUGGAGCAGAAGACGGAGCUUCAGGCCGACGGAAGCUCGGGAGGAAGCUCUCCCAACGACCCCGUCACCAACAUUUGCCAGGCAGCGGACAAGCAGCUCUUCACCCUGGUGGAGUGGGCCAAGAGGAUCCCGCAUUUCUCAGAGCUGCCCCUCGACGAUCAGGUUAUAUUACUACGUGCAGGUUGGAAUGAGCUACUGAUCGCCUCCUUCUCCCACCGCUCCAUCUCAGUGAAGGAUGGAAUCUUACUGGCCACCGGCCUCCACGUGCACCGGAACAGUGCUCACAGCGCCGGUGUCGGGGCCAUCUUUGACAGGGCGCACAAUGCUGAGGUUGGGGCCAUAUUUGACAGGGUUUUGACGGAGCUGGUGAGCAAGAUGAGAGACAUGCAGAUGGACAAGACUGAGCUGGGCUGUCUGCGCGCCAUCAUCCUCUUCAAUCCGGAUGCCAAGGGCCUUUCCAACCCCAGCGAGGUGGAGGUGCUGAGAGAAAGGGUGUACGCGUCUCUGGAGACUUACUGCAAGCAGAAGUACCCCGAGCAGCAGGGCAGGUUUGCCAAGCUCCUCCUGCGGCUGCCGGCGCUGCGCUCCAUCGGCCUCAAGUGCCUGGAGCACCUGUUCUUCUUCAAGCUGAUCGGCGACACGCCCAUCGACACCUUCCUCAUGGAGAUGCUGGAGGCGCCUCACCAGCUCACCUAGACCAGCCGGCGGCCGCUGCGGAGGCCGCCUCGCACGCCGGGAUCUGCCGUCCGCAGUCCGGCUCGUCGGGCUUCGCUCUGCUCAAUCGCAGCACGCGCCAGGGCUUCGAGUCGGCCCUCGCACUCGUGCACACGCACACACAUUUGCGGUUUAUCCGCUGGAUUACGGACAGAUUGAAUUUGGAGAGGCAACGUGGUUUGAAAAAUACACUCGUGCCAGCGUCUUUCUUGUACCGCCUCUUCUCAACCACAUACGCAGUCGACUAUGCACAUGCAUAUACAAAAAAAACAAACGAUAUAUACACACACAGACACUUAUAUAAAAAAAAAAAAAAGCGUGUGUAUAUGCACAGGUAUGAGUGGUAAAUGUCUUAAUCAUCUCAGAGCGCCUCUGUAUCUUGGAUUUGCGGAGUUCACCGAUGGUUUCUGGCUUCCAAUCAGGCGCCUAGCGUUCCAAUCAGCUGGCCGCCGUCAUACCAGCGUGUCUCCUUAUCGACAUCCUAAAAUGUAUGAUACACAUGCUUUGUCUUUCCACGAUCAUGCCGGAACGAGUUUUGGGUUUCUAUCUUUGAAGUACUGUACUCAUGAAAUGAGAGCUUUUUUUUUCCCCAAGGCAUUGAAAUCCAGGAAGGGUCUGGGAGCACUUUGAAUGACUCUUAACGUUGUCCUUCCAUCCUCGAUGUGCGCACAGUGGGCUUUGUAAGACAAAAAGAAUGACUUGAAUUUCUCGUGGCUUUGUUUCUUUGUGAGUUGACCCUGUUUUCUUGUCUGUCCUGGCAGUCGCUUGGCAGUUUGGCGAGCUUGAGGGAGUCGAGAGCUUCACGCCGGGCGGGCUCGCUUUCUCGUUUUAUCGCCCCGACGUCGUCCUUCGCCGACGGUCAUUAAUGCACUUUUGUGAGUCGUACCUGUGCGAACGUUUCCUCCGAAGGGCCGCCGUUCUGUGAGACAAGGUACUUGGUGGUGGCUUUCUCCUUCUUCCUCGCUGCCGUGUUGGGUCUGAUCAUUCGGGUUCGGUCAGGAAAAUGUAAACCUGUUCCUGUUGAGUGGGCAGGCCGAGCAACGAUGUGAUGCUGAGCAAGGACGAUUUUUUUUUGAGGGGGGGGGGGGGAAAUGAGCUCGGUACACCUAAUAGUGGCCAUAGAAUGAAAAAGAAGUAUAGAUGAUUGGAUGAUGUAAUAUUGCAAUCUUCUAUGCCACCCCCACCCUCCUCCGAUUGAUGACAUCACUGGUCGGCAUUAGACAAAGGCAGCGAGGGACCGGUGUUGCCUCGAAUUUAGGAUGCGAAUGACUUUUGUGUGACUGACUACCUGACACUUUUCCACAUGAGAUGUGUAAAUAUUAGGACUUGAAACUCACAAACAUCCUGCUCAUUGGGUUUUUCCACCCAACAUCUAAAACAUUUGUUUUUGGUUUUGUUUUUUGCCCCAGUCAAAUCAACGACCGUGCCCAAACUGCAACCUUUGCACCCGCGAACUUGAUUGGCACUUGACUUUUACUGUGAUUUGCAACCAAGCGCAGCUCCAAACGUGACCAGUAGUGUUUUAACAGGACUGCUAUGGAUUGAUGAUUGUGAGCCUUUCUCCAGUCAGAAGUUUUUUAAGUGUUGUUGUUGUUUUUUUUCUUCCCCUUCUCCUUAAGCAGUGGCUCAAUGUCUAACAUGGUCUUGCACAUUCACACCAAUGCAAUCACUGCACAGUAUGCUAGCAUGCGGUCAGGUCAGGCAGUGAGAUGGGCGGUGGAAGCGGAUAAUGUGGCCUAUUAGAGACUCCAAAUGCAUCCUCUUAAAGAGGACUUGUGUGCUUUUGUGACUUGGAACCCAGCCCCCCUCCUCCCGUGAGGUGACCUGUGAGACAGGUGAAUGAAUCUUUUUCAGUGUUUGGCUUUUCUCUUCUGGCAUGCGCCGGGUGCAGGGGUGGGCAAACUACGUAUGGCCCACUUUGUUCUUUCGGUUCAUUUGAAUUUAAAAAAAAAAUUUUUUUUUGAAAGGGCUUCACUGUGUUUUUUAUUAGUCGAUCUCAUUCAAAAGUUUUUUAAAAAUUGAUUUUGAACAAUUUUGCCAGUUUUCUAAGUCGGAUUAUGAAUGUAUCUCUUCAUACAUUAUCAUUUCCAUUAAUGACAAAUACAAUAAAAUGAGCUUGAAUUAUUUUAUUGAAAUGAACACUUUUAUUUGUUGCGUUCAUUUAGACGCCCUCUUAGGUAAAAUCGAUUCAUAAAAUAUUAUUGGACAAAAAUGAAUUUAUCUGACUAAAUCAUUUUUCUAUUGAUUUAUUGUAAAUAAACAGUCAUGGAAAAACAGGUUUAGUUAAAAAUACCAUUUUAUAUAUUUUUACUUUUUUU
This is a messenger RNA of Hippocampus comes (tiger tail seahorse), 3967 nucleotides long. It is a transcript of the gene rxrba, whose product is annotated as retinoid x receptor, beta a. The transcript is spliced from 12 exons. Bases 246 to 1631 code for a protein of 461 amino acids. NCBI's taxonomy places the organism in Eukaryota, Metazoa, Chordata, Actinopteri, Syngnathiformes, Syngnathidae. Gene Ontology annotation, biological process: regulation of DNA-templated transcription. Gene Ontology annotation, molecular function: sequence-specific DNA binding; nuclear steroid receptor activity; zinc ion binding. Gene Ontology annotation, cellular component: nucleus. The record is from RefSeq and is a predicted model, not a curated record.